Emiliania huxleyi CCMP1516 is the source of this 456-nucleotide messenger RNA. RefSeq lists its product as hypothetical. The record is from RefSeq and is a predicted model, not a curated record. The transcript has a single exon. NCBI's taxonomy places the organism in Eukaryota, Haptophyta, Isochrysidales, Noelaerhabdaceae. Bases 1 to 456 code for a protein of 151 amino acids.
AUGGUAGAGGACUGGGGGAUAGUCGAGAAUAACGCGCCCGGACAGCCCACCGGACCCAUCGGGUGGCUCGCAUACCGGUACCAUACCGCCCUUGAGGCCACCAACCCUGCCGGUAUGCUCGUCUCGACCCUGCUUGCCGAGGCGCUGCUGGCCCGCCCGGCAUGGCCGGCGCCGGCUGGCACCCGCACCGCCCGCGCCGGAUGCGCGCCGACCGCGCGCCUCUUCUCCGAGGAGUGGAUGGGUCGGCUCGGCACCGCGACCGCCUCCAAGGCGAAGCGCGCAGAGCGGCUGCCGGCGUCGGCACUGGCGCCCGGCUGCGUGCUGGUGGCGGAGCCGGGCUCGUUCGACCACUACUUUCUCGAGUCGCUCGUCCUCCUCCUCGAGCACGGCCCCGCCGGCAGCCGCGGCGUGCUGCUCAACCACGAGACUCCGUGGCAGGUCAGCCACGAUGGAUAG